Molecule: messenger RNA, 706 nt
Organism: Lacerta agilis (Sand lizard)
Lineage: Eukaryota; Metazoa; Chordata; Lepidosauria; Squamata; Lacertidae
Product: lymphocyte antigen 6E-like
Exons: 3
Coding region: 161-541 (126 amino acids)
Molecular function (GO): acetylcholine receptor inhibitor activity
Source: RefSeq, a predicted model, not a curated record
AACCGUCGCUUGGCGCAGUUCCUCCAUUGGUAUUUCUUCUUCUUUUUGCAACCCAGCGCAAGAGUUUUCGCCGUCCCUCCACCCCGGAGGUGGGAUCCAUCUUUGCAAAUAAUUAAAAAAGGGAAGGUAAAAAACAAGCGCGGACAAGACCGCAUCCAAGAUGAAGGCGUCUUUUGCAAUCCUGCUGGCUGCCUGUCUCUGCGUACAAAGAGCUUCCUCGCUGGUGUGCUGGUACUGCGAUGGAGCAGAAUCGAACUGGGGCUGCUGGAGGUGGCAGAUUUGCUCUGAUUCAGAGACCACUUGCGCUACUGUCUACGUUGGUGCAGGAGUGGGUGGCUAUUCGUCGCAGUCAAUCACCAAAGGCUGUGUUGCGGUUUGCCCGCAGAUGGGGAUCAACCUUGGCUUCGCUGCCACGUCGGUCAGCUGCUGUUCGUCUUUCUUGUGCAACACCAACGGAGCCAGCAGCGUCAAAACAAACCACCUGGUCCUGGCUGCUGGGAUCGUGGCCAGUUUCCUCUACCUCUUUGGACCCAGGCUGUGAUAUUUUGAGAAAUCUUUGCACGCAGAAGGAAUCUGCUCAGCCUUCUCUGCCGAGCAGCGCCAAAAUAAUGUGCUUUCAAUGGCAUAUAAUUCCAUUGCUUUUUAACCCAAUGAAUCUGUGUCUCUGCACUUUGUAUUGGUCUUAAGAGGAGAGAGACCUUUCCCA